ACCCCGGAUGUGAUUAUUGUGUUUGUGUCGGCAGAGAAGGAGAUGCCUCUGCCCGUACAGGUUUUUAACUUUCAGGACAGCUCAGUGUCAGAGCUGGAGGUUGCCGCAGGGGCAGAGCAAGCUCAGGCUCAGGACAGUGAAAGAGACAGGGACAUGGCCAGAGACAGGGACAAGAGUAGGGCUAGCUUGGCCCAGACCUCAGCCUCAGAGCUGCCCUGUACCUCCCAUAGCAGCAGUAGACCCAAUCUGCUGUCACCGUUCACUGCAGGGGACUACGUCCUUAGCUCCAGCCUCUCAGCAUGCUCCCUGCUCCCAGAGGGGGCUGUUGAGCCGAUGCAGAUCGAUGCUGACCCCCAGGAAGACCAGCAGAAUGCUCCAGACACCAACUAUGUGGUGGAAAACCCCACACUGGACCUGGAGCAGUUUGCGUCCAGCUACAGCGGUCUGAUGCGUAUUGAGAGACUGCAGUUCAUAGCACAACAUUGUCCCCAGCUCCGUGCCGAGGCCCUGAAGAUGGCCCUGUCCUUCGUCCAGAGGACCUUCAACGUAGACGUGUACGAGGAGAUCCACCGCAGACUCACCGACGCCAAGAGACAGGCGCAGGGUGUCCCUGACGCAGUGCCUGAUGGGCCGGUGGAGGCCCCUCUCCUGGACACAGCCUGGGCAGAGAGCACCAGGAAAAAGGCCCUGCUCAAACUGGAGAAGCUGGACACUGACCUCAAGAACUACAAGGGAAACUCCAUCAAAGAGAGCAUCAGGCGGGGUCAUGAUGACCUAGGGGACCACUAUUUAGACUGUGGAGAUCUCAGCAACGCCCUUAAGUGUUACAGCCGAGCCCGAGACUACUGCACUAGUGCCAAGCAUGUCAUCAACAUGUGUCUGAACGUCAUCAAGGUUAGCGUUUACCUCCAGAACUGGUCCCAUGUACUUAGCUAUGUCAGCAAGGCAGAAUCCACUCCAGAGAUAGCUGAGCAACGAGGAGAGAGAGACAGUCAGAACCAAUCUGUCCUCACCAAACUAAAAUGUGCUGCGGGUUUGGCAGAGCUGGCCUCUAGAAAGUACAAACCGGCCGCCAAGUGCUUCCUCCAGGCUUCAUUUGACCACUGCGACUUCCCAGAGCUCCUGUCCCCCAAUAAUGUAGCGGUGUAUGGAGGGAUGUGUGCCCUGGCCACCUUCGACAGACAGGAACUACAGAAGAACAUCAUCUCAAGCAGCUCCUUUAAGUUGUUUUUAGAGUUGGAGCCCCAGGUGCGUGACAUAAUCUUCAAGUUUUACGAAUCACAGUACGCAUCCUGUCUGAAACUACUGGACGAGAUGAAGGAUAACCUUCUAUUGGACCUGUACCUGGCCCCCCACGUUAGAACACUGUACACACAGAUCAGAAACAGAGCCCUUAUACAGUACUUCAGCCCGUACGUGUCUGCAGACAUGACUAAGAUGUCCCAGUCCUUCAACACCACAGUGUUGGAUCUGGAGGAUGAACUGACCCAGCUCAUACUGGAGGGACUGAUCAACGCACGCAUAGACUCUCACAGCAAGAUCCUGUAUGCGAGGGACGUGGACCAGAGGGGCCACACGUUUGAGAAGUCUGUCCACAUGGGCAAGGAGUUCCAGAGACGAGCCAAAGCCAUGAUCCUCAGAGCUGCUGUGCUGCGCAACCAGAUACACAUUAAGUCCCCUCCUCGAGAAGGCAGCCAGGGGGAGCUAACAACAGCCAACAGCCAAACAACCAGGAUGAGCAGCACCAUGUGACAGGGACGUCCCAUCAUGACACCAUCGCUGGCUGUGUCUGGCACUCUGCUCCCUAUAUAGGGCCGCAUUCUCAAAUGACACCAUGUGCCCUACUUUUUACCAGGGCCCCUAAAGUAGGGCACUAUGUAGGGAAUAGGGUGACAUUUGGUACAUAGACAAUGCCUGGUGCCUCUGAAUGAACAGAGGGAGUGUGGGGUGCCUGUCCACAACAGCCCUCAGGUAGUGCCCUUCUUUUGGCCAAGUCAAAGCUACAACUGCUAAGCUGGAGUCUGGCCAAAAGUAGGGCACAUGGUGUCAUUUGAGAAGCAGCCUAUGACAUGGCCCCAACAUUAGCAAAACAAACACCUGCGCCCUCAAACGGCCCCCUGUCCCCUCAGACGGCCCCCUGUCCCCUCAGACGG
This is a messenger RNA of Salmo salar (Atlantic salmon), 2153 nucleotides long. RefSeq names its product COP9 signalosome complex subunit 1. NCBI's taxonomy places the organism in Eukaryota, Metazoa, Chordata, Actinopteri, Salmoniformes, Salmonidae. The record is from RefSeq and is a predicted model, not a curated record. Gene Ontology annotation, cellular component: COP9 signalosome.